AUGAAAUUGUCACAUGAAACGGUGACUGUUGAAUUGAAAAAUGGUUCUGUGGCACAUGGAACAAUCGCAGGAGUUGAUGUGGCCAUGAAUACACAUCUUAAAACGGUCAAAUUGGUGAAUAAAAAUGGCGCUCAACAAACACUGGAUUCAUUGACCGUACGUGGUAAUAAUAUACGUUAUUUUAUAUUACCGGAUUCAUUACCAUUGGAAACAUUAUUGGUUGAUGAUACACCUAAAGCUAAGGCAAAGAAACGUGAUAUGGGUAGAGGUGGUGCCGGUGCAAGUCGUGGUGGUCGAGGUCGUGGUAGUCGUGGUCGUGGCCGAGGUGGUAUUGGUCGUGGUAGUGCACCACCACGGAAACGAUAACAUAGAUAAGAUGAAUUAUUAUUUGAACCAAAUCCAUCAUCAUCAUCAUAAUCAAUAUGAUCAUCAUCAUUUAUUAUCAUUAAUGAAAUUUGUAAUUUUCUCACAUUUAUAAGGAUAAUAAUAUAAAGUUUUUUUUCUGAAUCAAAAUAAACAAAUUUUUUUUU
Dermatophagoides farinae (American house dust mite) is the source of this 530-nucleotide messenger RNA. It is a transcript of the gene SmD1, whose product is annotated as small ribonucleoprotein particle protein SmD1. Gene Ontology annotation, molecular function: RNA binding. The record is from RefSeq and is a predicted model, not a curated record. Lineage: Eukaryota; Metazoa; Arthropoda; Arachnida; Sarcoptiformes; Pyroglyphidae. Gene Ontology annotation, biological process: RNA processing; spliceosomal snRNP assembly.